Messenger RNA from Helobdella robusta, 660 nucleotides. RefSeq lists its product as hypothetical. The record is from RefSeq and is a predicted model, not a curated record. The transcript is spliced from 5 exons. The coding region runs from base 1 to 660 and encodes 219 amino acids. Lineage: Eukaryota; Metazoa; Annelida; Clitellata; Rhynchobdellida; Glossiphoniidae.
AUGCAUCACACACUGCUGGUGAUAGAACAUCGACGUGGCAACACUUUUGAAAAGAAGGUUCGCCAGACAAAGACCAUACCAGAGAUUCGAUCGCUGCACGGCACAAUUGGACGAUUACCCUCUUAUGAACACGGCCUAGUUUAUCAUAAAUGCGCUUUCGUGACCAAUUUUAAAAUUUGCUGCGACCCAUUAAAUAACCAUCAAACAGCAAAUUCGCUUGAAAUCUUGAGACGAUGCGGGGAGGAAGAAAAAACAAAUUAUUCUGGAUCGAUCAACGACUUUAUGUUAUUAGUCGGUUAUUUUGGAGGAGAUAAAAGUAACUGUGGUAAAGCAGAUGAAAUGUUCACUAUUGGUGAAUACGUAACAGAAGAAGACAGAAGCUUUUAUGAAGAAAAUAUCGUAAAAAAUUGGAAUAGUUCUAGCUGCGUUGAUAUAUCUGUCAGUGAUGAUAAAAAUGAUGGUGAAGAUGAUCGUGAAAAAAGUUAUCCGGAAGUUGAUCCUGAAGUUCACCCCGAUAGACAUCCCGGGAGUGAGCAGGACGUUGUUGGUCAAGAUGUUGGUCAGAAUAAUUCAACUGUGACUACAGAGAGUGAGAAACCUGAUGAAAAUUCCGGAGAUGACAGCCAACAGCCAAGUCAAGACAACAGCCAAGGUCAAUAA